This is a messenger RNA of Photinus pyralis (common eastern firefly), 916 nucleotides long. Its product is annotated as probable pseudouridine-5'-phosphatase. The transcript is spliced from 4 exons. The coding region runs from base 134 to 820 and encodes 228 amino acids. Gene Ontology annotation, molecular function: phosphatase activity. The record is from RefSeq and is a predicted model, not a curated record. NCBI's taxonomy places the organism in Eukaryota, Metazoa, Arthropoda, Insecta, Coleoptera, Lampyridae.
UUUUUAUUUACUUGUUAGAAAACCGACCUCCCGUACAUAUAAGUUCAUUUCAUUACUUCAUUUUGCCUCGUACGGUUGCGUAGUCUGCUAAUCUUCAAUCCCGUACUUUUCCACGCCACUUGCAGCUGUGAAAAUGCCGUACAAGAAAGUGACCCAUGUAAUUUUUGAUAUGGAUGGUUUAUUAUUAGAUUCAGAAAAGGUAUACGAAGUGAUAAUAAGCGAAAUAGCCCAAAGAUACGGAAGAGUAUAUACCAACGAAGUAAAAAUGCAGCUUCUAGGCACUCCCGAACCCGUAACAGCCCAAUUAGCUGUUAAAGGGAUGGAUUUGCCUAUCACACCUGAACAGUUUUUGAAGGAAUAUAUAGAAGGCACCAACAUUCAUUUAGCCCAUCCGGAUUUAUUUGCAGGCGCAGAGAAACUAAUUCGCCAUUUACAUAAACAUAAUGUUCCAAUAGCAGUAGCUACGUCAUCCUCGUACGAUGCCAUUGCCGUGAAAACGCAGCAUUACAAAGAGCUCUUCAGUCUCUUUCAUCAUAUUUGUUCGGGAAGUUCAGAUCCUGAGGUUAAAAGAGGCAAGCCAAAUCCUGACGUGUAUUUAGUCUGUGCUUCAAGAUUCGCUGACAAACCCAAUCCUGAGCAAUGUUUAGUAUUUGAAGAUGCACCCAAUGGUGUAAUAGGCUCCGUUCGAGCUGGAAUGCAAGUGGUCAUGGUGCCUGCAGAGUCAACUAGCGAAGAAUUACGUAAACCAGCCACGCUAGUACUAAAAUCUUUGACCGAAUUUAAACCAGAACUGUUUGGUUUACCGCCCUUUAAUGAAUAGACAUUUAUAUUCCAACAGUUAGUUCAUAUUAACAUAUUAAAGAUAAUAUUUCCACUUAUAGACGAACAUCAUACCUAAUAAAAGUUAUUUAUUUUU